Molecule: messenger RNA, 3789 nt
Organism: Sclerotinia borealis F-4128
Lineage: Eukaryota; Fungi; Ascomycota; Leotiomycetes; Helotiales; Sclerotiniaceae
Source: the annotation of a GenBank genome assembly
AUGGGAAAACUUAUACGUCUUGAGCUUUUCAACUUCAAGUCAUACAAGGGGCACCAUGUUCUACUGUUUGGGGAUUCAUAUUUCACCUCUAUAAUCGGCCCCAAUGGCUCUGGCAAAUCGAAUUCUAUGGACGCAAUAUCUUUUGUUUUAGGCAUCAAGUCAUCCCAUUUACGAUCUGCGCAUUUACGAGACCUGGUAUACCGUGGAAGAGUACUGAAAACCUCGAAAAUCAACGACGAUGGAUCUGCGGUUGACCCAGCUGCAAAUGGACAUGCGAAUGGGGAUGGAGGGGGUUCGGAUGAAGAAUCACAAUCUCAGAAACCGGCGCGCAACGACCCCAAAAGCGCAUGGGUUAUGGCUGUUUACGAGGAUGAUGCAGGCGAUGAACAAAAAUGGAAGCGUUCAAUCACAAACCAAGGGGCCAGUGAGUAUCGCAUCAACGAUCGCGUCGUCACCGCACAGGCAUACAAUGAUGCCCUCGAAUCUGAAAAUAUCCUCAUUAAAGCUCGAAACUUUUUGGUUUUCCAAGGAGAUGUUGAAGCAAUCGCGUCGCAAUCACCAAAGGACCUGACCCGGCUCAUCGAACAAAUAUCUGGCAGUUUGGAAUACAAGGUAGAGUAUGAAAGGUUGCAGGAUGAGGCGGAGAAAGCAGCGGACGAGCAAAAUUAUAGUCUACACCGCAGACGUGGCAUUAAUUCAGAAAUCAAGCAGUAUCAAGAACAAAAGAGAGAAGCAGAGGCUUUCCAAAGCAAGGCAGUGGAAAAAGAUGACGCCAUUGUCACUCAUAUCCUAUGGAAAUUAUAUCACUUCCAACGAGUUAUGGACGAGUCAAGUGCUAGCAUUCAGGAACACCAGGAAAAUUUGAAGGAGUACCGCCGUGGCGUAGAAAAGUAUCAGAGUAACCUGGAUGCGGCGAGAGCAGAGCAGGCUAAAAUUAAUAAAGAUGCCAGCCGGACUGAGCGAAAUAUCAAGCGUAAGGAAAAGGAGAUUGAGGAAAAGGAAGUCCAAUUGUUACCAUUUGAUCAGAAAAUCGAGACCGUCACGUCUGAGAUCGAAAAGCUGAGAAGGAAGGCUGUCGGCAUCACAAACGAACGAGACGAUAAGUCCAAGGUUAUUGCGAAGCUCAAAAAGGAUCUCGCGUUAGUUGAGAAGGCACAAAAACAAUUCGAGGUUCAAUGGCAGGAAACUCUAAAAAAUCAGGGCAAGCAGUUGAGUGAGGACGAUUUCAAGGAGUACCAGAAGCUCAGGUCCGAAGUGGUCAAAAAGACAUCUGAGGAUCAGGCCAAGCUAGACAAUCUAGUGCGUCAAUUGAAAACCGACGAAGUCACGGCGAAUAGCUUGAAAGGCAAGAUGGAGGCGGCGCAGGCUUCGGUGGAAAAACUUCAGAGUGAGCUGGACACCAGCGUGAGACGAAGAGACAACCUCAAGGAGUCAAUUGCCGAAACAACCAAGGAUAAAAACGCGAAGAAAAAGGAACAUAACUCCCUGCAGUCGGAACGCGUUCGCUACAACCAAUUGAAGACCGACCUCGAGGAGAAACUCCAAGAAAUUUACAAACAGAUUAGAGAAGGUGAAUAUGGCCGACGAGAGAGCGAAAAGGAAAGGAGGGUCAAAGAAACCAUAACCGAAAUCAAAAGAAUAUUUCCAGGCGUGAAAGGGCGCAUUGGCGACCUUUGCAAGCCGAAGCAAAAGAAGUUUGAAGAGGCUGUAAGCACAGCUCUCGGCCGAGACUUUGACUCAAUUGUUGUUGAUACGGAGAAGACUGGCACUGAGUGUGUGCAAUACCUGAAAGAUGGCAAAAAGCCCCCGAUGACUUUCAUCCCUUUGGAUAACAUCAAAGUCAAUGCGACAAACUCUUCAUUGAAAGGACUACCGAAGGCCCGUCUGACUAUCGAUACGAUUGAUUUUGAUUCAUCUGUCGAAAGAGCUAUGUCUUACGCAUGCGGAAGCUCAAUUGUCUGUGAUGAUAUCGCAACAGCCAAAGACAUUUGUUAUCGAAAGAAGCUCCAAGUCAAAGCUGUAACUCUGGAUGGUGUCAUGAUCGCCAAAGCUGGUAAUAUCACAGGUGGUCGUGUUCCAGAUGGUCGUGGUAACAAGCGCGCAUUCGGUGAUGCGGAGAUGGAUAAGCUUAAAGCUAUGGCCGAGAAAUACGAUCGCGAGAUCAGAGCUCUAGAUGCCAGCAAGAAAAGAACGGGCGAGGAGGAACAGUUAUCGAACGCAAUUAAUAACUUAAACCAGAAGGCUACCUACGAGCAGAAUGAGCUGGCCGCAUUUGAGAAAAACAUUGUCAGUGAGCAAGGGAAGCUAAAGCAAGAACAACGCCAGUUAGAAGAUGUGGAGCCUAAGUUCGAUGAAAAAAGUGCAGAAGUUGAGAAGCUUCGGCUGAAGGUGGAGGAGUUUCAACGGGCUAUCGCAAAGGUCGCGGAUAAGAUCUUCUCUAAUUUCUGCAAGAGAACAGAAUACUCGAAUAUCAGAGACUAUGAAGCACAACAAGGCAGCCUCGAGCAAGAGGCUUCGGAGAAAAAAAACGAGUUUGAGAAACAAAAACAAAUCUUGAAGAGCCAAUUGGCCUGGGAAAACAAUUGGAAGGCCGAUGUUGUAGACCGUUUGGACAAACUCGAGAAGAACAUUGAAAAGUUUGAAUCGGACAUCGAGGAAUACGAGGCAGAAAAAGAAACACUUGCACAGGCAAUGGAUGAAGACCGAGCAGCUGUGACGGAACUAGAGGAUGCGCUUCAGAAACAGAAAGAAAAGCUCGCGGCGAAAACAGAUAAAGUUAACGUCACAAGGCACGACCUACAGAAGGCGAGCAAGGGCAUUGAUGAGCGUACAAAAUCCAUCACCACUCUAGAGACGGUAGCUCAACGUACUAGCGCAAAUCGAUAUGCUCUUUUACGACGGUGCAAGAUGGAGCAGAUAGCCAUACCAUUGACAGCAGGAUCAAAAUCCUUAGAUAAUCUCCCUGCAAAUGAAAACUUGCAACAAGAGGAUCCCGAUGCCAUGGAUGUUGAUGAAGGCGAUCAAGCUCCUGAGGAAAUCAUUAAAGAUUACGGCAUAGACGUGGAUUUCAAUAGGCUUGAUGAUGACUUCAAAAACGCCGAUGAAGAAGAUGUUGAGGAGCAACUCCAAGAAAAGAUAUCUACCCUCAACUCGGAACUUGAGAAACUUAAUCCUAACAUGCGCGCUAUCGAGCGACUGGAUGUUGUCGAGACACGCCUUAGAGAUACUGACAAGGACUUCACCGCCGCUCGCGACGCUGCAAAAGCUACUCGUGAUGCUUUCAACGAAAUCAAGGAGAAACGUUACGACCUCUUUAACAAAGCUUUUGCACAUAUAUCCGAACAAAUAUCUCAUGUUUAUAAGGAUCUUACACGCUCAGCCACCUUCCCUCUCGGUGGUCAGGCCUAUCUUGAUAUUGAAGAUAGCGAUGCACCGUAUCUCUCUGGAAUCAAAUACCACGCCAUGCCGCCACUCAAACGUUUCCGUGACAUGGAACAUCUAUCUGGUGGUGAGAAGACUAUGGCUGCCUUGGCUUUAUUAUUCGCAGUCCACAGUUAUCAACCUUCUCCAUUCUUCGUAUUGGACGAAGUUGAUGCUGCUCUUGACAAUGCAAACGUGGAGAAGAUUAGGAAUUAUAUCAAGGAGCACGCGGGACCUGGAAUGCAAUUCAUUGUCAUUAGUUUGAAAACGGGAUUGUUCCAAGGAAGUGAGAGUUUGGUUGGUGUUUUCAGAGAUCAGGAGGUCAACAGUUCAAAGACUUUGACGCUUGACUUACGCAAAUAUGCAUGA